AUGUUUCGAAUGCCGGUCUUCGCAGCGUCACUCGUCAAGCUGGCCAACUCUUCGGUCGUCCGACGUUCCCGCGACGAGAAGAGUCGCUUGCCUCGACUCGUCUGGUUUGCAUGUCGACACACCGACAUUCUGUCCGGUUCAGACGCUGGUUCGAGUCCCGUCCAUCCAAUGUUGCUGCUGCUGCUGCCGCUGGUGUUGCUCAUCUUACAAGUUCCGGCCAAUCACGGCUUCGAGGGCGCCCCCGUGGCCACGCCACGCGUCAGCUUUGGGUCUUUCGACACCACUUCUCGCGGACCUCGCGACCAUGGCGGCGCCUCAGAACACGACGAACUCGACGAACCCGACGGACUCAACGAACUUGACGAACUCGACAAACUCGACGGACUCGAAGAACUCGAAGAAUUCGACGUAUUCAAAGAACUUGACAAACACGACGCACUCGACGAACUUAACAAACUUGACUGA
Protopolystoma xenopodis is the source of this 465-nucleotide messenger RNA. The record is from the annotation of a GenBank genome assembly. NCBI's taxonomy places the organism in Eukaryota, Metazoa, Platyhelminthes, Monogenea, Polystomatidea, Polystomatidae.